Arabis nemorensis is the source of this 834-nucleotide messenger RNA. The record is from the annotation of a GenBank genome assembly. NCBI's taxonomy places the organism in Eukaryota, Viridiplantae, Streptophyta, Magnoliopsida, Brassicales, Brassicaceae.
AUGUCAACCCCUCUCCGUCGCAGAUCUAACAACAACUCUCUUAACGGAAACCACACUAACGGAAACAGCAAAAUGGAGAAGAAGAACAAUAUCGCCAAGAAAACCGACGGCGACGACGGAGAAGGGCUGAAAACGGCGUCGUUUAUGACUUGGACGGCGCGUGACGUUGCGUACGUGGCGAGACACCAUUGGAUACCUUGUUUGUUCGCGGUCGGAGUUUUGUUUUUCACCGGCGUGGAGUACACGCUCCUGAUGAUUCCGCCGAGUUCUCAGCCGUUUGAUAUUGGUUUUGUGGCCACGCGCUCUCUGCAUCGCGUCUUGGCAGAUUCGCCCGACCUUAACACCGUUUUAGCCGCACUAAACACGGUGUUCGUAGCGAUGCAAACAACGUAUAUUGUAUGGGCAUGGUUCAUGGAAGGAAGACCACGAGCAACCAUCUCGGCUUGCUUUAUGUUCACGUGUCGCGGCAUUCUCGGUUACUCCACUCAGCUCCCUCUCCCUCAGGAGUUUCUAGGAUCAGGAGUCGAUUUUCCUGUGGGAAACGUCUCGUUCUUCCUUUUCUACUCAGGUCAUGUAGCCGGUUCGAUGAUCGCAUCUUUGGACAUGAGGAGAAUGCAGAGGUUUAGACUUGCGAUGGUUUUUGACAUCCUCAAUGUAUUACAAUCGAUCAGGCUGCUCGGGACAAGAGGACACUACACGAUCGAUCUCGCGGUUGGAGUUGGCGCUGGGAUUCUCUUUGACUCAUUGGCCGGGAAGUACGAAGAAAUGAUGAGCAAGAGACACAGUUUAACCAAUGGUUUUAGUUUGAUAUCGAAAGACUCUCUAGUCAAUUAA